Molecule: messenger RNA, 2344 nt
Organism: Zalophus californianus (California sea lion)
Lineage: Eukaryota; Metazoa; Chordata; Mammalia; Carnivora; Otariidae
Gene: DRC3
Product: dynein regulatory complex subunit 3
Exons: 14
Coding region: 543-2114 (523 amino acids)
Molecular function (GO): protein binding
Source: RefSeq, a predicted model, not a curated record
UCACCCAGAGUGCCUCUACCACGCGACUUCCCCUUAGCAACCGACUGGCCGCGCUUGGUUCCCUUAGUAACCGGGCGAAGCGUCCCCUGCGUGGAAGCAGUCGGGCGGCGGGCGCUUGAGACUGUGAGACCUUGGAGCGGAGACCGCGGGAGGACUCGCAGGGGCAGACAGAUCAUCGAUUUAACGCUUUCCUCUGACCUUUUUUCCUGGGAGUCGGCCCGGCCUUCCUCACCUGUAAAACAAACACACAGGUUCUUGGCCAGCCACUUCACGGCCGCGCUGAGACACUGGGCUUUCGGGCCUGUGGAUGAGAAAGAGAUGCUAAGGACGCAUUUCCUCGGGGAGCAGAGCCCGAAGAGGUUUUUUUUUUUAGGGGCUCCAUCCGCCGACUUCCUGUCCUGAUCUCUUUUAUCGAAACAAAGGACAAUUCUGGUCUUGUUUCCCCGUGAGGAGCCUGCUCCAUUGGCAGUGGUGUAGAACUCUCUGCUGCUUUCCCCGUCUCCUACCUCUGGUCUUCACCACCAAUACUGUUGUCAGGGAAAAUGCAGAGGCUGUACGACUCCGUGGAGCCGAGAGUGAUGGACGAGCACAUGCUCAAGCUGGCUGUGGAGGAACAAGGCCCGCAGGAGGAGGCUGGGCCGCUGGCCAGGCAGGAGGGCAUCCUCUUCAAGGAUGUCCUGUCACUGCGGCUGGACUUCCAAAAUAUCCUCCACAUAGACAGCCUCUGGCAGUUUGAGAACUUGAGGAAGCUACAGCUGGACAACAACAUCAUUGAGAAGAUCGAGGGCCUGGAGCAUCUCGUGCACCUGGUCUGGCUGGACCUGUCCUUCAACAACAUCGAGGCCAUCGAGGGGCUGGACACGCUGGUGAACCUGGAGGACCUGAGCUUGUUCAACAACCGGAUCUCCAAGAUUGACUCUCUGGAUGCCCUGGUCAAGCUGCAGGUGUUGUCGUUGGGCAACAACCAGAUCGGCAACAUGAUGAAUAUCAUCUACCUGCGGCGGUUCAAGGCCCUGCGGACGCUCAGCCUCUCUGGGAACCCCAUCGCAGAGUCAGAGGAUUACAAGAUGUUCAUCUGUGCCUACCUUCCUGACCUCGGGUACCUGGACUUCCGGCGCAUUGACGACCACAUGAAAGAUCUGGCAAGGAGUAAGCACCAGUACAGCAUUGACGGGCUGAAGCAACAAGAGCACCUGACCCAGGCCCGGCUGGACGAUGAGCGGGCCCGGCAGGAGGAGCUGAAGAAGCACAAGGUCGCGUUCGUCGAGCACCUGAACGGCUCCUUCCUGUUUGACAGCAUGUACGCCGAAGACGUAGAAGGCAACAAGCUGGCAUACCUGCCUGGCGUCGGCGAGCUCCUGCAGGCCUACAAGGACAAAUUCGUCAUCAUCUGCCUGAACAUUUUUGAAUAUGGCCUGAAACAGCAGGAAAAGCGGAAACUGGAGCUUGACACCUUCAAUGAGUGUAUCCAGGAGGCCAUCCAGGAAAACCAGGAGCAGGGCAAACGCAGGAUUGCCAAGUUCGAGGAGAAGCACUUGCUGAGUCUAAAUGCCAUUCGAGAGCAGUCCAACCUGACCAACAUCGAGAUAAAGAUAGUGGAAUAUGGCGAGGACAUCACGGAGCUGUUCAACGUGCUCAUGACACUGGAGAUGCACUUGGUAGAACAGCUGGAGGAGACUAUAAACAUGUUUGAAAGGAACAUCACGGACUUGGUGGCACUCUUUAUUGAAAAUGUCCAGAGCCUGAUGGCUCAGUGCCGGGACCUGGAGAACCACCACCACGAGAAGCUCCUGGAGAUCUCCAUCAAUACUCUGGAGAGGAUAGUGAAGGGCGAGCUCAACGAGGACCUGCCGGAUGACGUGCGCGCUCUUUUCGUCGACAAAGACACGAUUGUUAAUGCUGUCGGGGCGUCACAUGACAUCCAUCUCCUGAAGAUCGACAAUCGAGAAGAUGAGCUGGUGACCAGGACCAACUCUUGGUGUACGCACUUGGUGGACACGAUCCACAAGGAUGAGAUCAUGAGGAACCGCAGGCGAGUGAAGGAGAUCAAUCAGUACAUCGACCACAUGCAGAACGAACUGGACAACCUGGAAUGCAGUGACGUCAUAGAUUAGGGCUGCGCCAGCCCAGACAGUUCUUCAGAACACAGUCAUCGGCCCUCCCAGUGCGCACACACACCACACAAGUCUCCCUGACCGCCUCACAAGCGUUACUGGGAGUCUCUCAACCCACAGCACAACCCUUCCCCCCAGUACCAUUCUUCUCCCACCCCUGGGGAAACCUCCAAAUGUAGAGAAAAAUAAAGGACCAUGUCUCUUUUCUCCAUUCUUUUUUUUUUUUUUUU